UGUUGUCAUUUCUCUUCCUGCUAACCAAAUAAGGAAAUGACGUGGUGCAUGUGUAAAGAUGGUCCCAAAUCGAAAACAGAAACGCUGACACCGGGACCGGGUUUGUGAGAGGUUGAGGAGGUUGUGGGGCCUGUGGUUGACUCAAGACGAGGAUGGGUGACAUAGCAGAAGAUGAGGUGGCCUUCUACUCCAAUGCAGAAGACUACUGGAAGGAGAUUCCCCCCACAGUGGAUGGCAUGCUGGGAGGCUAUGGCAGCAUCUCCAGCAUUGACAUCAAUGGAUCCAAGGCUUUCCUGCAGAAGUUCCUUGGUGAAGGAGAAGGGAAGACAGGCACGAGCUGUGCUCUGGACUGUGGAGCGGGCAUCGGGAGGAUCACCAAACGUUUGCUGCUGCCUCUGUUCAACACCGUGGACCUGGUGGAUGUGACGCAGGAGUUCCUGGACAAAGCCAAGACGUACCUGGGAGAGGACAGCAAGAGAGUGGGCAACUACUUCUGCGGGGGCCUGCAGGACUUUGAACCAGAGAGUGGUCGCUAUGAUGUCAUCUGGAUCCAGUGGGUAAUUGGCCACCUGACAGACAACCACCUGGUGGACUUCCUGCGACGCUGCAAGAAAGCCCUGCGGCCCAACGGCCUUGUUGUGAUCAAGGACAAUGUGUCAUAUGAAGGAGUGGUCCCCGAUGAGGUGGACAGCAGCGUCUGCCGUGACCUGGAAAUAGUUCACAGUCUGGUGGGCAGAGCGGGCCUCCGCAUUGUCCACGAGGAGCAACAAAUGAACUUCCCAAAGGAGAUCUACCAAGUCCACACACUGGCCCUCAGAUAGAGAGCUGCUCCCUCCUCCGUGGGACAGGACAAAAGGGGCGGCUUUUUUAUGCAAAGUAUUUCUAACGUAGAAAUGUUUUUUCUAGUCAGCAAUGCAUUUGUAACGUGUUUGGAAAUGAUCUGCAGUGUGAUGUGUUUGUGGAGUGUGUGUUCUGGGCUGCCAGGCUUUAAGGUACGGCCACGUCAUACUUCUGUCUCAUGACUCCCAUUCAAGAUGAACAAACUCUUGCACGGAUCUCCUCUGUCGGUUUGAUCUCCCGUGGGAUUUCAGGUCACGGAUCACCUUUGCUCAACUUUGGCUGUGUGGAUAUGCAAACUCUGGUGCUCUGUCUUUGGAAAUGAGAUCAUUAUUCUAAUGCUGUGUCAUCAUCACCGUACAAACUGCUUCAUCACUUUUACAGACUUUUAGCAUUUUGCACAAUAUUAAUAUAUAACUUACAUUGGAACUGAGUGCAGGGCAGUUUGACUGAACAGACUGAGGACUAAUGUGACCAACCAGUGUGCACUGCAGCAAAAACAUUUCCAAUAUUAGUUGGAGUUGUUUCUCAUGGACAUUUUUUGAUGUUUUACAGUUUAUGUGCAGGUCAUUUCUGAUCAGUGUGGUAACACAGACUGUAUUUUACAAAUUUUAAUUAUGUCCUGAUUCAAGUUUUCUAGGCCCCUAUCCAUCUUUUAAUACUGAAUAUCUGGUCAUACCGAGUCUGAGCCAAUUCUUAUAUUUACCUCAAUGUUGGUUAAAUGCGAAGCUUUGGACAGCUGAAGCCCAUUAAAUUCACGCCACCUUA
Molecule: messenger RNA, 1605 nt
Organism: Scatophagus argus
Lineage: Eukaryota; Metazoa; Chordata; Actinopteri; Scatophagidae
Gene: ntmt1
Product: N-terminal Xaa-Pro-Lys N-methyltransferase 1
Exons: 4
Coding region: 153-821 (222 amino acids)
Biological process (GO): N-terminal protein amino acid methylation
Cellular component (GO): cytoplasm
Molecular function (GO): N-terminal protein N-methyltransferase activity
Source: RefSeq, a predicted model, not a curated record